AUGGAAGUUGACGACUACAGAAGAGACCGCUCACGCUCUCCAGACCGCAGAGAUCGCUCGGGCUCACCCCCAAGAAGAGCCUACGGCGGUGAGGAAAGAAGAAGUAACAGAGGUGAUAGAGGUGAUAGAGGUGAUAGAGGUGAUAGAGGUGAUAGAGGUGACAGACGCGAUAGAGGUGAUAGGCGCGAUAGAGGUGGCCGCGGCAGAGGUGGGCGUGACCGCGGCGGACGCGACCGUGGCGGGCGUGACCGUGGACGUGGUGGGUUCAGCGACAGAAGAAGCUACCCAAGCGAUGAGUACAAGACUCGCGUGGAUAGAAACCACGACAACUCGAUCUUCAUCGGCAACCUUCCGUUCAACUGCGAGUGGUACGAGAUCAAGGACCACUUCAAGGGCGUCGGAGAGAUUCUCCGUGCGGACGUGGUGAUGCGCGACGGGCGUGCGCGCGGUAUGGGGACCGUGGAGUUCGCGCUGAAAGAGGAUGUGGCGCGUGCGAUCGAGAAGUUCGACCACACUACGUUCUUGGGCCGCGAAAUCUUUGUCAGACAAGACCACCCGCCGCCAGAGAGCAAGCGCAGAGAGCCGUUCCAGCGCGCGGAGCGCGACAGGUACGAGCCCGAGGCUAGACGUGAGAGAGGCGACAGACCGCCACGUGAACACGCUACCGCGGGCUUUGAGGUGUUCAUCGGCAACUUGCCGUUCUCCACCACGUGGCAGACAUUGAAGGACUUGAUGCGUGAGGCGGGCAACGUGCUCCGCGCUGACGUCAAGCUGGACCACAACGGGCGCUCCCGUGGUUUCGGGACCGUGGUGUUUGAGACCGCGGAGGAGGCGCGCACCGCAAUUGACCGUUUCCAGGGCUUUGAGCUCGACGGCAGACGCGUGGAUGUGCGCGAAGGCCGCGCACGUAACGACGCACCUGCGCCUGCAGCCGCGCCGCGCGUCCGUGCGCCCGCGAACCGUAACUCCGAGCUCACGCACGGGGUUACCGGUGAUGGCCCUAAGUCCAACGUGAUCUUUGUCAAGAACUUGCCGUGGGCCACCAUCAAGGACGACUUGUUUGACUUGUUUGACACUGUCGGGCGUGUUUCCAGAGCGGACAUCCAGUACAACGACGUUGGAAAGCCGUCCGGCAACGCUGUGGUCGAGUUUGAGUUGGAAGAGAGUGCUGACGAGGCCGUUGCGAAGUUGCACAACUAUGAGUAUGGUGGCAGAAACCUCCAGAUUUCGUACGCCAUUCUUCCAGCCGCCCAGCCAGCCGAGCAGGAUUUGAUGCCACAGUAUGCUCAGGAAGUUCCUCAGGUUUCUUCGGUUGACCCCCAAUCUGAAGCUCAGUUCGAGGCUCCACCAGCUGCUUCAUUCGAGGCUCCACCAGCUGCCCCAGUCGAGGUUCCCGCCCCAGAAGUCGGGGACGAGGCCAUGGAAGAGGCGCUUUAAAAUGUUUUUACAAUUGACGUGUGUUGACACUAGGCCAAAAUGUAGUGAGAUGGACUUGUUCAGAUAAGAGACUGUGUAUACGCAGUAUAGGAGAUGGGGCCUUUGCGUGUGCAAGGUAUCCGGUAAAGGGUGUGGAUGGCCUAUUUAGUGCUUUCUAUUCAUGUUUAUUUGGAAGGGACUUUGCCCCAAUCAUCCGG
This is a messenger RNA of Babjeviella inositovora NRRL Y-12698, 1634 nucleotides long. It is a transcript of the gene GBP2, whose product is annotated as single-stranded telomeric DNA-binding/mRNA-binding protein. Gene Ontology annotation, biological process: regulation of mRNA stability involved in response to oxidative stress. Bases 1 to 1437 code for a protein of 478 amino acids. The record is from RefSeq and is a predicted model, not a curated record. Gene Ontology annotation, cellular component: nucleus; post-mRNA release spliceosomal complex; cytoplasm. The transcript has 2 exons. Gene Ontology annotation, molecular function: mRNA binding. NCBI's taxonomy places the organism in Eukaryota, Fungi, Ascomycota, Pichiomycetes, Serinales.